AUUACAUAUAUACAUGCACAAGAGAAGAGGGUGGAGAUUAAGCUCCAGUGGACACCAUAGGCAAACAACGAAUCAUGUCUAAAUCUUCAAAAAAGGUAGAGGAUUUGCCCAAGUAUUGGGUGAAGAAAAUGAGAACUCAGUUCAAACGCUUUGAUGCUGAUGGCGAUGGAGUUUUAACAAAGGCUGAUCACAUCUUAAUAGCAGAGAGACUCAUAAAGGCUGGUAACCUAUCGGGAGAGGAAGCCAACAGAGUACACAGAAUAUUCACCUUCCUCUGGGAUGACUUCAGCACAUCAAAAACUCAGAUGACUGAAGAAGAAAUGAUUCUUAACAAUUUCAAGUUCAUCCAUGAUGACAGGUUCAAGCCAUGGUUUGAAGAUCAAUACAAGCUCUACUACGACGCAAUGGAUGUAAAAAAAACUGGACAGAUCUCUUUGGAGAAUUUCAAAAGUUUCUAUGCCGUCUUGGGAAUCGAUGCAACAUUUGCCGAUGCUGUUUUUGCUUACAUUGAUGAUGACAGUAAUGGACUUAUAAAUCGUGGAGAAUUUAUGACGGCUGCUGAGGAGUAUCUUUAUGAUAUAUUUGCUGAUGACUCUGCUAACAAUCACUUUUGGGGACCUCUUUUAGAGGACGCAUAAAUUGCUGCAUGAUAUAGACAUUCCUAAAAAAAACAUAUCGGGAAAUAUCCCAGAAUAGAGGACUAAGAAUUACAAGUGACAGAUUUUUUUUUUAAAUCUAUCUAUUAACUAUCAUUUGUCUAACAUUAAUCAAAAAGAUUGGCACUUUUGUCUUUUAUUUUGUUUACCACCAAAUGAGGAUGAAUAGCAUUGUCUGGUUUGGAUAUUUUACAGUCAUAUUUUAUGUUUGUAAACAUAAAAGACCAAGGAAUAUCACCAUCAUAUGUCCACAAUUUGUGGAUUAUUUACUAAAACAAUAAAACAUUAUUUUUGUGAUUGUUAAAAAUUUAAAGAAUGCUAGAUUUUGUCUUGCAUCCAGUCUUUGAUCAUUCCCCCCAUGCUUUUCUAAUUCAACCAUGUGUCUGUGUUAGAGAGGGGGGGGGCAUAAGGACUGCAAUAUAUAUGUAUGUUAAUUUGAGACUGAAUUCAAGACUAAUUUGAGACCUGAAAUCUUUAAAAAUGGUUAUCAUAUAAAUGCAUAGAAAAUAUAAACAAACAGGUGUAUUACAUACAUGUAUAGUGAGAAAAAAGUAGAUUAAUACAGAAAGAACUAUAUAUCCAUCAUUUUUUAUUUUAUUUUGUUUACCAUCAAAUAAGGGUGAGCACUGAGCAGUAUAUUCUGAC
Owenia fusiformis is the source of this 1301-nucleotide messenger RNA. The record is from the annotation of a GenBank genome assembly. NCBI's taxonomy places the organism in Eukaryota, Metazoa, Annelida, Polychaeta, Sabellida, Oweniidae.